AUGUUUGGCGUAGAUGACAAUGCUGCCAAUGAUGAUGUAACAGAUGAAACUGUCAAAAAUGAUGUAGACGAUGAAGUUGCUGAAGAAAUUAGGAAAGAAAUUGACGACGAUGUAGAGACGAUUCAUUCUUCUCAUGCAGAAAAUUUAGUGAAGACAGGUUUCCACGAUGAUGCAAGACAGAAAAAAGUCGGCAUUGAAGGAACGGGUUUCAUGACACCUUACCAUGGUGAAAGGUACCAUCUGUCAGAGCGGGUUGGAUCAAAUGAAACUCCUAAGAAUGCUCGAGAGCUAUUUAAUAGACGACAUGCCACCAUCGAUAUGUAG
Striga asiatica is the source of this 324-nucleotide messenger RNA. Lineage: Eukaryota; Viridiplantae; Streptophyta; Magnoliopsida; Lamiales; Orobanchaceae. The record is from the annotation of a GenBank genome assembly.